Molecule: messenger RNA, 598 nt
Organism: Polistes dominula (European paper wasp)
Lineage: Eukaryota; Metazoa; Arthropoda; Insecta; Hymenoptera; Vespidae
Gene: ND-PDSW
Product: NADH dehydrogenase (ubiquinone) PDSW subunit
Cellular component (GO): respiratory chain complex I
Source: RefSeq, a predicted model, not a curated record
ACAUGAGCUGAAUGUAUGGCGUAUCCCUCCUACAGGAUCCCUAAGUUCUUACAGGAGUAUUCUAUCAAAAAGUUUUAUAUAAGUAUCAUAAACUGUUAUUAAUUAAUUGUUAGAUAAUGGAACAACAUCCAAAUGCUUUAAAAAGAUUUGCAAAUGCCGUAUAUAACGUAAUUGAUGCACCUGUUGUAUUUUUUCGAGAAAAAAUCGUUGAACCAAAUCAACAAAAGUAUCCUUGGUAUCAUCAAAAAUUCCGUCGUGUUCCAACUAUUGAUGAAUGUUAUACAGAUGACAUGGUCUGUUUCAUUGAAGCUAAUCUUCAAUUUGAACGGGAUAGGGCUGUAGAUGAUGCUAUUUUGAAUAUUUUGAGAUGUCGAUAUGAAGAAUGUGCUAUGCAUCAUGAACUUGAUGAUAGAGACGAAAUUUGUACUCCUUUAAAAAACAUCUAUGAAGAAGCUAGUGGAGCUUGGUUUGCAAAAUAUGGUGAUUUACCUGCUACGCUUAACGUACAACAAGCGUUUAUGAAACAAAAGCAUCGUAUGGUUUGGGAACGAAGACAUGGUCCUGUAGGUAGUGGAAUGAAGACAUAAAUAUUAUCUCC